This is a messenger RNA of Anthostomella pinea, 528 nucleotides long. The record is from the annotation of a GenBank genome assembly. Lineage: Eukaryota; Fungi; Ascomycota; Sordariomycetes; Xylariales; Xylariaceae.
AUGCGAUCCAAACUGGGCAGUGGUGAGAUGUUCACCCACGUCAACAUCCUCCAUCUCAAAGCCGCCAACGAGACUCUUGAACGGCAACCCACCAACGAGACUCACGUACAGCUGUUCGACUUCGAUCGCGGCCGCCACAACCACGUCCCUCUCAUGGCUCAGGCUGAGCUCCCAGUCGACCGCUACAUUCGUGAAGAAGGCAUCUCGACCUAUGAGCAAUGCCUCGCCAUCACUCUGAAAUUGCAGGAGAAGCCGACGUUCGGGUAUCGUCUUCAGGAUCUGUACUACAAUGCGAUCCACCAAGCCCUCCGCGACCGCGUUGAGCCUCCACCUGGUCGCUCGAGACGACCUGAAGGUGGCCAAAGAUUCCGAGAGAGCAACCCCGACGGGGUAUACGCCACUCAGGCCCCGGGCUACCAGCCUGAGAUGGUAAACAGCUACCAAGGGUUCGACAACGAGGUCUACCCCCGAUACCCUUCCCCCAUGUACGAAGGCAUGGAGUGUACGGAGCUUCUUGCUAUCAAGUAA